AUGACCAGCCCCGUUUAUAUGUCGCGUGAGCUGGAGGCACUGUCGCUGCUCACAGCGUGCCUCUGCCACGACCUGGACCACCGGGGCACCACCAAUAGCUUCCAGGUGGCGUCGCGCUCCGUACUGGCCUCGCUGUACUCGUCCGAGGGCAGUGUGAUGGAGCGCCACCACUUCGCGCAUUCCAUGUGCAUCCUGAACACGGAGGGCUGCAACAUCCUGAGCCAGCUGCCGCGCAAGGACUACACCCACUGCCUGGACAUGGUGCAGGACAUGAUACUCGCGACGGACCUGAGCCAGCACCUGCGCAUCAUGCCGGAGCUGGAGGCGAUGGCGGCGACUGGGUACUGUCCGUCGAAACCGCGCCACCGCCGCCUGCUGCGCUCGCUACUCAUGACGUCCGCCGACCUCUCCGACCAUACCAAGCGCUGGCUCAGCAGUAAAAAGGCGGCGAAACUGGUGUACCGCGAGUUCUUCUCGCAAGGCGACAUGGAGAAGCAGAUGGGCAACGACCCGUCGGAGAUGAUGGACCGCGAGCGCGCGUUCAUCCCGAAGCUGCAGAUCCAGUUCCUGGACGACAUUGCGCUGCCUGUUUACAGCCUGCUGAGCUCGCUGUUCCCUUGCUCUGACGAGGUGUACGCCCAGACGAAGACGAACCGGCGCCACUGGCAGCGCAUGGCCGACAUCUGCAGCCGCCGCAACGCCACCAACGUGCAGAGCAUCGACGUGUUCGACAACGAGCGGCUGGAUCAGGAGGUGCUGACAUCUGACGGCGAACAGGACAGGCUACAGUGCGCCGCCACGCCGUCGAGCGUUGCCAACAGCCGGCUCUCGUCGCUUCGGCCGUACGUGUCGGGCGUCUUGCCGUGUUGUGUCAGCAAGAACGAGGUCACCGAGUGACGUCACGCCCCGGCCCGACUGUGAUAGGCGCUCCGGUCGCGGCCGGCGGCGCCCCGACAAUCCCGUCCCGCCGACGCCCAAGCGCACACCUGUCCCCGAUAUUACUGCGCUCUUGCCGAGGGAGAUAUUACCGCGAGCCGCGCGCCCGCGCCGGGUCCAGGAGCG
This is a messenger RNA of Pollicipes pollicipes, 1062 nucleotides long. RefSeq names its product cGMP-dependent 3',5'-cyclic phosphodiesterase-like. Gene Ontology annotation, biological process: signal transduction. NCBI's taxonomy places the organism in Eukaryota, Metazoa, Arthropoda, Thecostraca, Pollicipedomorpha, Pollicipedidae. The record is from RefSeq and is a predicted model, not a curated record. Gene Ontology annotation, molecular function: 3',5'-cyclic-nucleotide phosphodiesterase activity.